This is a messenger RNA of Gasterosteus aculeatus aculeatus (three-spined stickleback), 10024 nucleotides long. The record is from RefSeq and is a predicted model, not a curated record. NCBI's taxonomy places the organism in Eukaryota, Metazoa, Chordata, Actinopteri, Perciformes, Gasterosteidae.
CCGAUCGGCUCUCGGGUGUGAGGAGGAUCAACCGAAAAAAAGGGCACGCGCCUCCGUCCGCUGUACACGCGACCAGCGUCACCGCCGGAAUGUUGGAUUGCUCCGUUUCGAUUCCUCCCCAUUAGAAGAUGUUGCACCGGCGCUUUGCAGCCUUUGUAGCUCUCCAUCAGCACUCCUGCGGUGCGCGCGUCUCCGGCCGCGUGCAAUAGCGGCUCGACAGGACGGACGUGGCGAAGAAAAGUACGCGAGAAAAAAACAAGUGUCAAGUAGUCCGUUGGCGUCGGAGCGGAGGAGAAAGUUCAAGUUGAAGAAGGAGGAUUAUGCAGCGAGUGCCGCACUUACCUGGAGCAGCAACAACAAACGAAUAAGAAGAAGAAAAAAAAGGUGACUGACCUAACAAGCCCGCUAGGAGGCCCCUUCCUCUUCCCCCCUCCUCCACACAACCGCCUCCUCCUCAUUCUCCACUUCCUCACCAUAUCUCUUCUCCCAACGCCCCCGGACUCCACCAAGCCCACCCACGAACGGCAUGGAUUUGAAGGACCGAAGGCACCGCUCCCUGACGAGGGGCCGUGGCUCCAAAGACACCCAGUACAACACCUCCUCCUUGGACACGGACGAGUGCCGCGUGCCCACCCAAAAGUCCUACAGCUCCAGCGAGACGCUGAAGGCCUUUGACCACGAGCAGAGGCUGCACUACGGCGGCUGUGUGACAGACCUCGUUCACCAUGAGGCCGACGAGUACUCCAGGCAAGGCCUGCUGGAGUUCUCGCCCCUGCUCCUGCGAUACUUCAUCUCAGGGGGCAACUUCACAUUGGCCGAGCUGGGUGUAUGCGAGCCGCCUCCCCCGCCGCACCCCGCCGCCCCCUACUGUCCCGACCUGGGCCUCCUCCAGAGGGGUUACUCCCUCAGCGCCGGCUCUGACGUUGACUCGGACCCCGAGGGGCCGCUGUCCCCGGAGCGAGCCAUCCAGCUGUGGGCCGGACGAGGACGGGUAAAGUCCCGCCGAAGCUCAGGAGUGUCCAGUCGAGAGAACUCCGCCCUGACCCUCACCGACUCUGAGAACGACAACAAGUCUGACGACGAGUCAGGGGCCGCCAACCACCACAGUCAGUCCACGCUACGGCCUCCGCUGCCCCCUCCGCACAACCACCACACCUUGUCUCACCAGUCGGCCAACAGCCUGAACAGAAACACCCUGAGAGGGGGACGCAACCCCAUCCACGCCCCGGCCCCAGGCCCUGGAGACGGGCCCACCACCCCAGAGUCGGUCCAGCUGCAAGACAGCUGGGUUCUCAACAGUAACGUCCCGCUGGAGACCAGGCACUUCCUGUUCAAGACGUCGUCCGGGACCACUCCUCUCUUCAGUAGCUCCUCCCCCGGGUACCCCUUGACCUCGGGAACCGUGUAUUCUCCGCCCCCUCGCCUGCUACCCAGAAACACUUUCUCCCGCUCGGCCUUCAAGCUCAAGAAGCCGUCUAAGUACUGCAGCUGGAAAUGUGCGGCGGUGACAGCCAUCGCAGCCGCCGUCCUAUUGGCCGUCCUGCUGUCCUACUUCAUCGCGAUCAACCUGCUGGGUCUGACAUGGCAGCUGAAGCCAUCCGACGGCCCGGUGUUAAACAACGGACUGGGAGCCGGGUUGCCUGUCAACAGCGAUGUGGCCACGCUGCCCUCUGGAGGCAGAGGGCCGUGGGCGGGCCGGAACAGCAGCAUAGACACGGGCAACAUUGAGGUCGGCAGGCGGGUGACCCAAGAAAUCCCCCCAGGAGUCUUCUGGAGGUCCCUUCUCCACCUCGGACAGCCCCAGUUCCUCAAGUUCAACAUCUCGCUCGGCAAGGACGCGCUGUUUGGAGUGUACAUCCGCAAGGGCCUUCCUCCCUCCCACGCACAGUAUGACUACAUGGAGCGCCUGGACGGGAAGGAGAAGUGGAGCGUUGUCGAGUCUCCACGGGAGAGGAGGAGCAUCCAAACCGUGGUCCUCAACGAGGCGGUGUUUGUCCAGUACCUGGACGCCGGUGCCUGGCACCUUGCCUUCUACAACGACGGCCGGGAGAGAGAGGCCGUCUCCUUCAGCACAAACGUCAUGGGUGAGACGGAGUCAGCGCUGGAAGUUGUGACCGGAGAAGGGGAGGGGGCAGGACGGGAGGGUCAAAUUGAAUCAAGCACUAGCGAAUCAAGAGAAGGAAAGAGGAGGGAAACAAGGCGUCCAUUACCAUUACAACCUUUUCUUUUUUUUUGCACAAAAAGUACAAACAAAAAGGAUGUACUUUUGAGUCUGACACCAUGUGUGCGUGACACGGCGCUCUCUCGGUUCCCUUCAGAGGUGUGCUCAGUCGACUGUGGGACCCACGGAGUGUGUAUGGGCGGAGCCUGUCGCUGCGAGGACGGCUGGACCGGCUCAGGCUGCGAUCAGCGGGUGUGCAACCCGCUCUGCAUCAAACACGGCACCUGCAAGGACGGCAAGUGCCAGUGUCACCAGGGCUGGAACGGGGAGCACUGCACCAUCGACGGCUGUCCUAACUUGUGCAACGGGAACGGCCAGUGCACAAUGGGACAGCAGAGCUGGCAUUGUGAAUGCCAGACAGGCUGGAGGGGCUCCGGCUGCAGUGUUGCCAUGGAGACCUCAUGCGCCGACAACAAGGACAACGAAGGAGAUGGACUGACAGACUGCAUGGACCCAGACUGCUGCAUCCAGAGUCCCUGCCAGAACAGCCCGCUGUGCCGGGGCUCGCGGGACCCGCUCCUGGUCAUCCAGCAGAGUCCGACGUUCCAGCCCCGCGUGCGCUCCUUCUACGACCGCGUCAAGAUGCUGGUGGGACGGGACAGCACACACGUCCUCCCGGGGGAAAACCCGUUCAACUCGAGUUUGGCAUCUCUAAUCCGAGGUCAGGUGUUGACUACAGAUGGAACGCCUCUGGUGGGGGUGAACGUGUCAUUUGUCAACUACCCCCACUAUGGAUACACGCUGACACGGCAGGAUGGAAUGUUUGACCUGAUAGCUAACGGUGGUGCGUCACUGACUCUGCGGUUCGAGCGCGCCCCCUUCCUGAGCCAGGAGCGCACCGUGUGGCUGCCCUGGAGCCAGUUUUAUGCUAUGGACACUCUGGUGCUUAAGACAGAAGAGAACACGAUCCCGGGCUGCGACCUGAGCGGCUUCGUCAGGCCUGACCCUCUUGUGAUUGCAUCCCCUCUCUCCUCCUUCUUCAGCUCCAAGCCAGGGGAGAAACCCAUCAUACCGGAGACACAGGUGCUGCAUGAGCAGAUCGAGGUGCCCGGUUCAAGUCUAACGCUGUGCUACCUGAGCUCAAGGACGCAGGGUUACCGCUCGCUGCUCAAGGUUACCAUGACUCCAGCCGUGGUGUCCAUGGGCCUGCUGAAGGUUCACCUGAUGGUAGCAGUGGAGGGCCACCUCUUCCAGAAGUGGUUCCACGCCUCGCCCAACCUGGCUUACACCUACAUCUGGGAUAAGAGCGAUGCGUAUGGGCAGAGGGUCUACGGGCUUUCUGAAGCUGUUGUGUCAGUGGGCUACGAAUAUGAGUCCUGUGCCAGUCUCAUCCUCUGGGAGAAGAGGACAGCCACUCUGCAAGGCUACGAACUGGAUCCCACCAGUCUGGGCGGCUGGUCACUCGACAAGCAUCAUAUACUGAACACACGCAGCGGGAUCCUUCACAAGGGAAGUGGCGAGAACAUCUUUGUGACGAUGCAGCCCCCGGUAAUCACCAGCAUCAUGGGAAACGGGCGGAGGCGCAGCAUCUCCUGCCCCAGCUGUAACGGCUUAGCAGACGGCAACAAGCUGCUGGCGCCAGUCGCCUUGGCAAUGGGCAUCGACGGCAGCCUCUACGUCGGGGACCUCAACUUUGUGCGCAGGGUCUACCCGUCUAUGAACACAACCGGUAUCCUGGAAUUAAGGAACAAAGAUUUCAGACACAGUAACAACCCAACCCACAAGUACUUCCUGGCAGUGAAUCCAGUAUCCGGGGCUUUGUUCAUCUCCGACACCAACUCCCGAAGAAUCUACCGCGUUCACUCGCUAACGGGAGGCCGUCUGCUGUCGGACAAUGCAGAGGUGGUGGCUGGGACGGGGGAACAGUGCCUGCCCUUCGACGAGCGCUGCGGUGAUGGCGGCAAAGCUACCGAAGCCACUCUCAUGAGCCCUAAAGGCAUCGCGGUGGACAAAAACGGCCUGAUGUACUUUGUGGACGCCACCAUGAUCCGUAAGGUGGACCAGAACGGCAUCAUCUCCACUCUGCUAGGGGCCAACGACCUGACCGCCGUGCGGCCGCUAAGCUGCGACUCCAGCAUGGACGUCAGCCAGGUGCGUCUCGAGUGGCCAACGGACUUAGCGGUCAACCCCAUGGACAACUCGCUCUAUGUGCUGGAAAACAACGUCAUCCUACGCAUCACCGAGAACCACCAGGUGAGCAUCAUCGCGGGUCGGCCCAUGCAUUGUCAAGUGCCCGGCAUCGACUACAGCCUCAGCAAGCUGGCCAUACACGCGGCCCUGGAGAGCGCCACCGCCAUCGCCUUGUCCCAGACCGGCAUCCUCUACAUCGCCGAGACAGAUGAGAAAAAGAUCAACAGAGUCAGACAGGUGAGCACGAACGGAGAAAUCUCCCUCCUGGCUGGCGUCGCCUCUGACUGCGACUGCAAAAACGACGUCAACUGCAACUGCUUCUACGGCGACGAAGGCUACGCCCCCGACGGGGGCUUGAACUCCCCCGCUUCCCUGGCCGUGUCCCCGGACGGGACGCUCUUCAUCGCGGACCUCAACAACAUACGUAUCAGAGCCGUGCGGGCCAACCGGCCGGGCCCCGCCGUCUCCAGCGCGGGCUACGGGGGGGCCGCGCAGUAUGAGGUGGCGUCGCCGAGGGAACAGGAGCUGUACGUCUUCAACGGGGAGGGGCUUCACAUCCAGACCAUUAGCCUGGUGACCGGGGAGCCGCUCUACAACUUCACCUACGGCGCGGACGGGGAGCUGUCCACGCUGGUGGACAACUGCAACAACACGGUGAAGGUGAGACGGGACGCCCAGGGCCAGGGAGGAGGGGCCGGCCUGCUCAGGCUGGUGCUGCUGCCCGAGAACCAGGUGGUGACCCUGGGACUGGACCCCACCGGGGGGCUGCGGAGCGUGUCAUCCCUGGGACAGGAGGUGGCUCUGAUGGGCUACAGCGGCAACAAGGGCCUGCUGGCCACCAAAGCAGACGAGACCGGGUGGACCACGUUUUACCAGUACGACAGCGAGGGCCGCCUGACCAACGUCACGUACCCCACGGGCAUGGUGACCAGCCUCCACCGCGAGAUCGAGCGCUCCAUCAAUAUCGACAUCGAGAGCUCCAGCAGAGACGACGACGUCACCGUCAUCACCAACCUGUCCUCCGUGGAGGCCUCGUACACCGUGGUGCAAGACCAGGUGAGGAACAGCUAUCAGUUGUGCAACAAUGGGACCCUGAGAGUGAUGUACGCCAACGGGAUGGGCAUCAGCUUUCACACGGAGCCCCACAUCCUGGCGGGCUCGGUCAGCCCUACGAUCGGGCGCAGGAACAUCACCCUGCCCACCGACAACGGCCUCAACUCCAUCGAGUGGCGUCUGCGCAAGGAGCAGACCAAGGGCAAGGUCACCGUGUUAGGGAGGAAGCUCAGAGCCCACGGUCGCAAUCUUCUCUCCAUUGAUUUCGACCGCAACACGCGCACGGAGAAGAUCUACGACGACCACCGAAAGUUCACGCUGCGCAUCAUGUACGACGCCCAGGGCCGUCCGGCGAUGUGGCUGCCCAGCAGCAGCCUGGCGGUGGUCAACGUGUCGUACUCCACCACGGGACAGCUGGUCGGGCUGCAGAGGGGGAGCAUGAGCGAGAGGACCGAGUUCGACCCGCAGGGGCGCGUCCUGUCGCGCUCAUUCGUGGACGGGAAGGUGUGGAGCUACAGCUACCUCGACAAAUCCAUGGUGCUGCUUCUGCAGAGCCAGAGACAGUACAUCUUCGAGUUCGACGCCUCAGGUCGCGUCACGGCCGUCACCAUGCCCAGCGUGGCCCGACACACCAUGUUCACACACGUCUCCGUCGGCUACAUCCGCAACACCUACAACCCCCCGGAGAGCAACGCCUCCGUCAUCCACGACUUCAGCGAGGACGGCCGCCCUCAGGCCACGCACUACCUGGGCACCGGGCGCCGCGUCCUCUACAAGUACGGCAAGCUGGCCAAGCUGGCGGAGAUCGUGUACGACAGCACCGCCGUCACCUUUGGCUACGACGAGACAGCCGGCGUGCUGAAGAUGGUCAACCUGCAGAGCGGGGGCUUCUCGUGCACCAUCCGCUACCGCAAAAUGGGGCCGCUCAUCGACAAGCAGAUCUACCGCUUCAGCGAGGAAGGAAUGGUGAACGCGAGGUUCGACUACACCUACCACGACAACAGCUUCCGUAUCGCCAGCAUGAAGCCGGUCAUCAGUGAGACGCCGCUGCCCGUCGACCUUUACCGAUACGACGAGAUCUCCGGAAAGGUGGAGCACUUUGGAAAGUUUGGGGUCAUUUACUACGACAUUAAUCAGAUCAUCACCACCGCCGUCAUGACGCUGAGCAAGCACUUCGAUACCCACGGUCGCAUCAAGGAGGUCCAGUACGAGAUCUUCCGCUCGCUGAUGUACUGGAUGACGGUGCAGUACGACAGCAUGGGGCGGGUGGUGAAGAGAGAGCUGAAAAUCGGUCCCUACGCCAACACCACCCAGUACCGCUAUGAUUACGACGGAGACGGCCAGCUGAGUGGCGUCAAGGUGAACGACUGGUCCACCUGGCGCUACAGCUACGACCUGAACGGCAACCUCCACCUGCUCAACCCGGGGAACAGCGCCCGCAUCCUGCCGCUUCGCUACGACCUCAGGGACCGCAUCACGCGCCUCGGAGAUGUCCAGUACCGCCUGGACGAGGACGGCUACCUCAGCCAGCGCGGCGCCGACGUCUUCGACUACAACUCCAAAGGUCAGCUGCUGAGGGCCUACAACCGGGGCCCCGGCGGGUGGAGCGUGGUGUACCACUACGACGGGCUGGGCCGCCGGGUGUCCACGAGGAACAGCGUGGGGCAGCACCUUCAGUUCUUCUACGCCGACCUCAACCACCCGGCCCGGGUCACGCACAUCUUCAACCACUCCAGCUCUGAGAUUUCGUCGCUCUACUACGACCUGCAGGGGCAUCUGUUCGCCAUGGAGGUGAGCAGUGGAGAGGAGUACUACAUAGCCUCUGACAACACCGGCACACCGCUGGCUGUCUUCAGCAGCAACGGACAGAUGAUCAAGCAGGUGCACUACACGGCCUACGGAGAGGUGUACCUGGACUCCAACCCGGAGUUCCAGCUGGUGGUCGGCUUCCACGGAGGCCUCUACGACCCCCUGACUAAGCUGGUCCACUUCACCCAGCGGGACUACGACGUGUUGGCCGGACGCUGGACGUCGCCCGACUACAGCAUCUGGCCCAAGAUAGGGAAGGAUCCCUCUCCGUUCAAUCUGUACAUGUUCAAGAACAACAACCCCCUCAGUGACAUGCUGGAUGUCAAAAACUACGUCACAGACGUGAAGAGCUGGCUGGUGAUGUUUGGCUUCCAGCUCAGCAACAUAAUCCCCGGCUUCCCCCGACACUCGCUCUACUUUGUGGAGCCGCCGUACGAGCUGCAGGCCACGCAGCACUGCGAGAACGGACAGCUCAUCACCGGUGUGCAACAGGCGGCCGAGCGCCACAACCAGGCCUUCAUGGCCCUGGAGGGCCGGCGCCUUAACAAGGAGCACCGGAGACGCAAGGACAAGCCCGGCCACUGGUUCGGCACCAGCGUUCCCAUAAUAGGCCGAGGGGUGAUGCUGGCCCUGAAGGAGGGCCGCGUGGUGGCCGGCGUGUCGGCCCUGGCGAGCGACGACAGCCGCAAAGUGGCCCUGGUGCUCAACGGCGCCCAGUACCUGGAAGGCACCCACUACACCCAGGAGGGGAAGGACUGCCACUACUUUGUGAAGGUGGGCUCCGCCGACAGCGACCUGCUGGCCCUGGGGCUCACCAACGGGCGCAAGUCGCUGGAGAGCGGCAUCAACGUGACGGUGAGCGGCCGCUCCAGGAGGGGAGUGACCGCCGAGUUUGCGGUGCCGGCGCUGGUGCUGAGCGUCCGGUACGGGCUGGCGGCAGACGUGGUGGACGAGGAGAAGGUAAGACUGUUGGAGCUGGCCAGGCAGCGGGCCUUGGCCGGAGCCUGGGCCAAGGAGCAGCAGAGGGCCAGGGACGGGAAGGGGGGCAACCGCCUGUGGACGGAGGGGGAGAGGCAGCAGCUGCUGACGGCGGGCCGCGUACAAGGCUACGACGGGUACUACGUGCUGCCGGUGGAGCAGUACCCGGAGCUGGCCGACAGCAGCAACAACAUCCAGUUCCUCAGACAGAACGAGAUGGGCAGGAGGUAACAGCCCCCAUGCCACCGCUCUGAAGCCCCCCCCCACACUUUCUCUUCUCCACACCCUGCUCUUUUUCUCCGACCCGACUCCCCUCGAAAACCCGUAGAGAAUGAAAACCAACACACCUGGUUACUGACGCUGCAGGGACUUCAAGAAGAAUUACUAGAAAACUGAUUAUUGUUCAUUUCACUGCCGCAGGCAAGAAAAUGAAGUUUAGUCAAGCAGUUUUUUUCUCUUUUUUUUUUUUGGAAAAACUUUUUUUGAAAAGCACUGAAGAACUUUAAAAACUGUUGCUUAAUAAAUACGGAGAUUCCCCUUUUUAAAAGGGAUAGUGAUAUUUUCCGCCCAUAUUUCUUGGGUCACACUGAGAGCGGGCCGGUUUAGUGAGUCGCAGUCGCGCUGGCUUCUGCUGCGCAGGCUUCUGCUGCGCAGGCUUUCCCGUCUGAAGGCACAUGGACCAAACGGGGGAGGGGGGGCGGGGGGGCAACCACCAAACAUCAAAGGAGGGUAUUGUAAGCGGCAACACACAAGGCAAUGUCAAAGGUCGUCCCAUCCAAUGAGUCGUCUCCCUGUCUCAGGCCUCCCAUCGUCUACCAUGGACGAGUCCUCUGCUGCAGAGGCAGCGCACGUCCAACAAGGCGACACACAUCCACACACACACGAAACCUAACGGCAUCCUUGAAAAUGGACCUUUUUAAAAAAACAAAGUGAACAAAAAAAAGUGAUGGCUAUAUUUGUGGACAGUGGUAUCACACAGCAUUGUUUAUUUGGAAACGGCGUGAAGAAUCAUAUUCCUCCAUAUGUGUCCGACUUCACUAAAGUUCCGGAUGUUGCGUAUAUUGUGGAUGCCGUAGUUUUGUACGUUUCAGUCGCGGUAGAAUUGUGAGACUUUCACCAAGGCACUUCUGUACAGAACGAUGACACGCACUGCUCACACAGUCAUGAAAACAUGCUACGUUAGUUAUUUAUUUUAUUCUUUUUUUAUUUAUUUAUUCUUAGUACUAUAUGACAAUCAUGAAUGAGUCACCAGUUCUAUUCCAAAUGAACAUUAAUGGACAGGUUUAUUUUCUUUUGUAAAAUAUGUAACAAUUUUUGUUUUUGUAUUAAUUUCAGUUUGCUGCCAGGGCAAAUAAUAGUCAUUCUCAAAAAGAAUAAUUUAUGUAAUAAAGUCUUAAAAAAAACGGUUUAUACUUUAAAUAAAGUCUUUAAAACUGUGAAAUCUGUUUUUUCGAGCUAUAUUUCGAUGUACAGUGUAUAGAUUUACCUUUAUGCAGCACAGUAGAAUAUUGUCCAGAAUAUCGAGUUUUAUAUUUCUAAGAGGAAGUGGCUUGUAAUGUGCAAAAUCUUUAGCUGGUCUUACUGCUCUAGAGUUUUGUGGCACUCUAAUAUUCCAUAUCUACAAUAUCAAUCCCGUUUGUUGUUUUUGACUGUUUUUUGAUUUGGAAGCAGAGAUCAUUUUCUGUCCUAGAUCCCAACAGCGGUAGCAGUAUGAAGAGACUCGUGCUGGAUGUCAUAAUGUACCAAAUCAGUAUUAUAGGAUGAUUCUUAUACAUUCACUGAAACGAGACUCUUCUGAGAACCUUAUCAAUAAAACAUAAUUGUUUACUUCAA